Messenger RNA from Raphanus sativus (radish), 294 nucleotides. RefSeq lists its product as uncharacterized. The record is from RefSeq and is a predicted model, not a curated record. NCBI's taxonomy places the organism in Eukaryota, Viridiplantae, Streptophyta, Magnoliopsida, Brassicales, Brassicaceae. The transcript has a single exon. The coding region runs from base 1 to 294 and encodes 97 amino acids.
AUGGCAGUUCAAGUAUCAAAGAAAAUUUUCAGUGUUUUAAUGAUUGCAAUUUUGUUUACAAUGAUGUUUUCAUCACAAAUAUCACAUUCUUAUGUAAUAGAUGAGAAGUGUGUAAAAAAUUGUAUCGUGAAUAUAUGUAUGAAGGCAUCAACAAAAGCAACUGCAACCAUAUGUACCACUCCAUGCCAGAAAACAUGUGAUCCAUUGGGUAAUGAGUACUUCAUCGUCCCUCGAGCUGGUCGUGAUCCAAUAAAAACCUUCUGUCAAACAUUUAGCUGGGUAUGCGGUAAUUAG